This is a messenger RNA of Trichobilharzia szidati, 1603 nucleotides long. Lineage: Eukaryota; Metazoa; Platyhelminthes; Trematoda; Strigeidida; Schistosomatidae. The record is from the annotation of a GenBank genome assembly.
CUAGUUGACGUGUGUCGCUACUUGUUUUUACAACGAGGAUAUGAACGUAGUUAAGAUAAAUGGUGUGAAAGUUUAUAAUCUAACAGCCAAUCGUUCGCUUCCUGAAUGGGCAUCCAAAUCAGAAAAGAGGAAGAAAAAGGCUGAUGGGGAUUUAAGCCGGCGUAUUGAAUUAAUCCAGGAAUUAGAAAUGCCAGAUUCAACUACUUAUUUAUCUUGUUCUCCAGACGGUCACUAUUUAUUUGCUUUAGGACGCUACAAACCUCGAGUUAAGUGUUACGAGUUAUCAAACCUCUCACUAAAAUUUGAUCGGUGUCUUGAUUAUUUACCAUACAAGAUUGUAUGCCUCAGCGACAAUUAUUCUAAAUUUGCACUAUUAGAAGAAGAAAGAUGGGUUGAUGUACACGCUGCGGGAGGCCACCAUUUUAAAUUUCGAAUUCCUAAGCAGGGUGUGGAUUUAGAUUACUGUUCUUACACAUGUGACCUCUUUAUUGCCUCAUCACGCAACCAUAUAUAUCGGAUGGAUUUGUCUGAAGGUCGCUUCAAAACCUGUUUAGUAUCACGUCGCUUGGAAAAUACCAAUCAUGGAUUUACAUCGUGCAUCUUUGAGAAAAGUUAUGGCCUUCUUCUCGGUGCGUCAACACUUGGCUGUGUUGAUGGGUGGGAUACGAGGACUUCUGAACAUGUAUUUGGCUUAAAUGUAUGCGAGUACGCCCCACCUCCCGAAGAGGUCCAACACAGCCGACGAUCAGCUGCAGUCACCUGCAUUACGUACAAGGACCCACUGAAUAUAGCAGUGGGUACCAGUGACGGCAUGGUUUACAUCUACGAUCUUCGACAGAACCGUAAACCUUGGCAUUGCCGUGAUACUGAGUAUAGAGAGCCGGUUAAAUCCAUCAGUUUUCAUGACGACAAAGUGCUAGCGGCUUUGCGUUACUGCUGUAAGAUCUGGACGGUCGAUACUGGCAAAAUAUUUGUUGGGUUCAAUAUUGGUCCAGCGGAGUGCAAUUCUAUGUACCAUUUCCCGAAUAGUGGGCUACUCAUGGUCGCUUCAGAGUCCCCCAAGAUUUCAACAUAUUUUGUUCCACUGCUUGGAGAAGCUCCAUUUUGGUGUAGUUAUCUGGACAGUCUCGUCGUGGAGUGCGAGCCAGAUGUAACAACUAUGUAUGAUGGAUACAAAUUUAUAACUCGUCAACAACUUGCUGAUUUGGGGAUGUCAGACCUUAUUGGAACACAAUUUUUAAGAGCCUAUAUGCAUGGAUACUUCAUUUCCGCACGCCUUUAUAAUAAAAUACAAGACUAUUUGGGUAUUUCCCAACAGCCUGCCACUCAUGUAACCAAACCUAAAUCUUCCGACUCCCAGCCUAAAGCUAUAUCGCGUUCCGAAAACAUAAUUGCAGAAUUUAAUGAAGCUUCCAAUGAUCAACGUUUCUGUAAACUUUCAGACAAUCCGAAGCUCACACUAAGUGCUACGGAUGAAGAUUCGGACCUCAUACAAAUCCAUCAAGCAAGAUUAGAAAAGAAACGUAGACGCAAGGAAUUGCGUAAAGAACGAGCUGCACGUACUGAGUCACUGGUAAAAAAAGUCUCUGAUGAACAUAACUAA